AUGCCAAGCAAGAACCAUACAAGCAACCCUGAAAUGGUCCUUUUGGGUAUCUCUGCCCUACCUGAACACCAAAGUCUCCUCUUCUUGCUUUUUCUCUUUGUCUACCUGUUGACCCUACUAGGAAACCUUCUGAUCAUCCUGCUUAUCUGCUUUGAUGACCACCUCCAUCACACUCCAAUGUACUUCUUCCUCAGCCACCUCUCUCUGGCGGAUGCCAUUUUUGCUUCCACCACUGUUCCCAAGAUACUGUCAGAUUUGUUGUCGCAAACCAAGACCAUCUCCUUCAAUGGGUGCUUGAUCCAGAUGUAUUUCUUCUUGACAUUUGGCAACAUUGAUAACUUCAUCCUGGCCUGCAUGGCUUAUGACCGCUAUGUGGCCAUCUGUCACCCACUGCACUACACCACUGUGAUGAGCCACAAGUGCUGCCUCUUACUGGCAUCCGGGUCCUGGAUCAUUUCCACUCUCCACUCCUUGCUCUACACGCUUCUGGUAUCACACCUUUCUUUCUGCGCCUCUUGGGAGAUCCCCUAUCUCUUCUGUGAUGUCUAUCCUCUUUUGGAGCUGUCCUGCUCUGACACAAGGCUCAUAAAGAUUCUGGCACAGACAGAGGGUGUGGUGGAUAUUCUAGGACCCUUUGUUCUCAUCCUCAUCUCCUACAUCCAUAUAUUCUGUGCUAUCAUGAAAAUCCCAUCCACUACUAGGAAGUGGAAAACCUUCUCCACCUGCGGCUCCCAUUUGGCUGUAGUGGUCUUAUUCUACGGCACCAUCAGCUGCCUCUAUUUCCAGCCUGCCUCUGCUUACUCAGCCCAGAAAGGCACCAUCGCAUCUCUCCUGUAUGCAGUGGUCAUACCUAUGCUGAACCCCUUCAUUUAUAGCCUGAGGAACCACAACAUAAAAGCAUCUGUGUUGAGACUUCUUGGCAAGAUCAGAGAUGUUCUGAGGAAGAACCAAGAAGAGGCAUAA
Rhineura floridana is the source of this 963-nucleotide messenger RNA. RefSeq names its product olfactory receptor 1361-like. The record is from RefSeq and is a predicted model, not a curated record. The transcript has a single exon. Lineage: Eukaryota; Metazoa; Chordata; Lepidosauria; Squamata; Rhineuridae. Gene Ontology annotation, biological process: G protein-coupled receptor signaling pathway. Gene Ontology annotation, cellular component: membrane. Gene Ontology annotation, molecular function: olfactory receptor activity; G protein-coupled receptor activity. Bases 1 to 963 code for a protein of 320 amino acids.